CUCUCUUCCCCCCUCCCUUGCUCGCUCUCUCGCGCUCCCUCUCUCUCUCUUACACUGCCAGCCCCUGAUGUGAUGGCGAAGAAACCCCGUUGACAAGGCACUGCUUUUUCAUGACGAGAAUACAAGCAAGAUUCUGCAGUCCUUGUUCAGUUGUCAUGGAUGAUGACGAUGAUGAAUCCUGUCUCCUUGAUCUUAUCGGGGACCCACAGGCGCUGAAUUAUUUUCUACAUGGACCUAGUAGUAAAUCUAGCAAUGAAGACUUGACUAAUGCAGAAUAUUCUGUAGCCAACUCAAAUUCAAUUUUCGCCAACUCCAAUAACACCGAUCCUAAGUCAUCUGUAAAAGGUGUGAGCAGCCAGCUUGGUGAGGGGCCUAGUGAUGGACUGCCGCUGUCCAGUAGCCUUCAGUUUCUUGAAGAUGAACUUGUUUCUUCUCCUUUACCUGAUCUUAGUGAGGAUCAGCCUUUUGAUAUUCUUCAGAAGUCCUUGCAGGAGGCCAAUAUUACCGAACAGACUUUGGCAGAAGAGGCAUAUUUGGAUGCCAGUGUAGGUUCUAGCCAACAGUUUGCACAAGCUCAGCUUCAUCCUUCUUCAUCAGCAUCCUUUACUCAGGCUUCUAAUGUUUCUAAUUACUCAGGUCAGACGUUGCAACCUAUAGGAGUUACUCAAGUGGUACAGCAACCUGUUGGAGCAUCUUUUGCAAGCAAUACAGUUGGUGUGCAACAUGGCUUUAUGCAACAUGUUGGAAUUAGUGUUCCCAGCCAGCAUUUGUCCAAUAGCAGCCAGAUUAGUGGUUCUGGGCAGAUACAGCUAAUUGGUUCUUUUAGUAAUCAGCCUUCCAUGAUGACCAUUAAUAACCUUGAUGGAUCUCAGAUUAUACUGAAGGGCAGUGGACAGCAAGCACCUGCAAACAUGAGUGGUGGCCUCUUGGUUCACAGACAGACUCCAAAUGGUAACUCUUUGUUUGGUAACUCAAAUUCAAGCCCAGUAGCACAACCCGUAACCGUCCCAUUCAACAGCACAAAUUUUCAGACGUCGUUGCCUGUCCAUAAUAUCAUCAUUCAAAGGGGUUUAGCACCAAACUCUAAUAAAGUUCCCAUUAAUAUCCAACCAAAGCCUCUCCAGAUGGGUCAGCAAACUGCUUACAAUGUGAAUAACUUGGGAAUACAGCAACAUCAUGUGCAGCAAGGGAUUCCUUUUGCUUCUGCAAACUCACCUCAGAAUUCAGUGGUUGGUCCUCAUAUGUCUGUUAAUAUUGUCAAUCAGCAAAAUACAAGAAAACCAGUCACGCCUCAGACAGUCAGUAAUGCUGGAGGUAGUAUUGUUAUCCAUUCUCCUAUGGGGCAGUCGCAUGCACCUCAGAACCAGUUCCUCAUACCUACAAGCUUGUCUGUUAGUUCUAAUUCAGUUCAUCAUGUCCAGGCCAUAAACGGACAGCUUUUGCAGACUCCAUCUUCCCAGCUGGUUCCUAGCCAAGUGUCCGCUGAGCAUGUUAUGCUGAACAGGAACUCUACAAACAUGCUGAGGGCCAACCAGCCGUAUUCGGGACAGAUGCUGAAUAAUCAGAGCACAGCUGUUCAGCUAGUUUCCGGCCAGACGUUCACAGCUCCUGGAAGCCAAGUUAUAGUGAAUCAUGGAUCUUCUCAAAUUGUUGGUGGACAGGUGCCACUGCAACAGGCGUCGCCGACAGUGUUGCAUUUAUCACCAAGUCAAGCUAACGUUUCUCAAGGCAGAUCUGGUUUUACUACAAUGUCACCUGGGCAGUCUACAGUCUCAAAUAUGUCUGCGCCGAAUAGAUUUGCUGUUGUAAGUUCUUCUGGUUCGGGACAUCCCAGCCUGGGACCACCAGCUCAGUCUGUUGCAUCAGGAGGAAACUUCACGGGAGAUCAACUCGCACAGAACAGAACUCAAGUCUCUGCGAGUGCCGGGCAUCGUCUUCCAGCAUCCUCUUCCAAAUCUGUGAGCACCUUCAGUCACACAUCAGCUGGAGUAACCCAACAGCAGUUCGCUUUCAGUCAGGCACAAAAAAAAUCUAUGAGCCAGAUGUCACCAGUUUCUGCAUCAAAGACACAGGAUAAUUUGAGGCAGCCUCAGCUAACAAGUCUUCUGAGUAACACAUUAUCAGGACAGGACUCUGGAGGAAAAAUCAUACCGCAGUCUCUAGGAACAGCACAACUACAACAAGAAAAAGUAAUAGGAUCAUCUCCUGUUCAGCAGAAUAUACAGGUGGAUGGUCAUAUCAUUGGACAGAAAAGGCCUGCAUCUAAACAGUUAACUAAAGGAGCUUUUAUCCUACAACAAUUGCAGAAGGAUCAGGUGCAUGCUGUGACACCAGAUAAAAGCCAAUUCAGAUCAUUAAAUGACGCAGUUCAGAGACUCCUUUCAUAUCAUGUGUGCCAGGGAUCCCUGCCAACAGAGGAAGACUUAAGAAAAGUGGACAGUGAAUUUGAAUCUGUAGCUACACAGCUUCUGAAGAGAACCCAGGCUAUGCUGAACAAGUACAGGAGUUUGCUUCUAGAAGAUGCAAUGCGGAUAAAUCCCUCUGCUGAAAUGGUUAUGAUUGAUAGGAUGUUUAACCAGGAAGAAAGGGCCUCUCUGUCCCGGGAUAAGCGUCUUGCACUAAUGGAUCCUGAUGGUUAUCAGGCCGAUUUUUGUUGUUCUGCCAAGCAAUUUGAUAAAACAGCUGAUGAAGCACAGACCAGCAAAAGUGACCAUCCGUCUAGCAAAACAUUAACCUCUCGAAGUCACACUGCAAAGAUCCAUGCCAGAGACCGACCAAAAUCCAGCUCAGCAGAGUCCACAAAUCACAGUAAACUUCCUCUAGUGCCUAACAACAUUUUGACACCACAAGAAGGAAAGAUUUCUACUAAAAAAUCAGAGGGUCUCACUAAAGCUUUAAAGUUUGAGAAGGCUAAUUGUUCUCCUGAGAGCCAGUACAUGGCCCUUUCUGAAGAAAAGGGGGCUGGCAAAGACCUGGCCAAGUCAGUUGAGAAUUCUUCGAGUUCUGAAGACUUGUCAAAAUCUCUGUCAAGAGCUGGUCAUACAACACACAAUAAAAUAUCAAGGAAUAUAGUUCAAUCUUACUCAAAAGUGACCUGUAAUAAUUCCCUCCAAGAUAAAACUCUGCGGAGUUCUCCAAAGAAUGAGGUUUCACAUCCUGAUAACAUGAAAGGCUCUGGUGAACCCCAGCAAGACUUACUGCUCAGUAAGAGUUUAGAAACUACAUUUAAAAACAUCUUGGAACUUAAGAAAGCUGGGAGACAGCCGCAAAGCGAGGCGACUAGUAGUGGCUCUGUUGAAUUAGAAUUUCCUAAUUUUUCACCUAUUGCUUCACAGGAAAACUGCCUGGAGAAAUUUAUUCCAGACCACAGUGAAGGUGGUGUAGAAACUGACUCUAUUUUAGAAGCAGCUGUAAAUAGUAUCUUAGAGUGUUAAUAGUUGCAGUACCAUGGACAAGUGAUGUUUCUCUUAGCAGAAGCAAAUGUGAAUGACACCACAAGUACAGCCUGACAUAUGUUUAAGGUUAACCUUUCUAAACUAGAUUCUGUUCUGUGUUUGAGAGCAAUACUCAUUGUGGUUACAGUGAGAUAUCCAAGUAAAGUUAAUCCUUGUUAGAAUGCAGUCUGUUAGGGCCUUAUUUCAAGUAUUAUUAUGAUAGUGCUUUUGAUAAUUGUGCAGAACUGCAACGUAACAAGGUUGCAGGUCCUUAGGCCCUAUGUAAUACGGUAAUAUACUGACAAUCACAGUCAUUUGAAAGGAUAUAUUUAUUAAGAAAAUGUUUUUAAAAAGUGAUGGAAGCAACAAUUUUUCGCUACCCUUCUCUUCCACAGAUCA
Tinamus guttatus (white-throated tinamou) is the source of this 3833-nucleotide messenger RNA. RefSeq names its product BICRA like chromatin remodeling complex associated protein (gene BICRAL). The record is from RefSeq and is a predicted model, not a curated record. Lineage: Eukaryota; Metazoa; Chordata; Aves; Tinamiformes; Tinamidae. Gene Ontology annotation, cellular component: SWI/SNF complex. Gene Ontology annotation, biological process: positive regulation of DNA-templated transcription.